AUGUCUUAGUUGUAGCCCAAUUUAUUUAUUGAGAAUGCUAUUAGAGAUUGUGUGCUAGUGUUUAGUUGGGAUGAAGUUUUAGAAAUGAGAUUACUUUGUUCUAAGAAAAUCUAUUCGAAUAUUUAUUUUAGAAAAUUAUCAGUAAAGAGAUACACAGUCUAUAAGAAAAAUAAAAAAUUAAAUAAUUUAGAUAUAAUUCAUUGUAUAAUUAUAAAUAUUUUAAGCACAUCAUCGAAAUCCUGAAUAGCCAAAAGAAACUACAGGAUUCAUAAUUAUUAUCCUUAAGGAUGGAAGGAUUUUUAUCUUGA
This is a messenger RNA of Paramecium sonneborni, 308 nucleotides long. The record is from the annotation of a GenBank genome assembly. NCBI's taxonomy places the organism in Eukaryota, Ciliophora, Oligohymenophorea, Peniculida, Parameciidae.